AUGUCCAACGUGGAUUGUAAUAAAAUGGCUGAAAUUGCAAGCUCUGGAUUUUUGCGUUUUUCCUUAAUCUUCAAUCUCAUUAUCACAAUUUGCGCUGUACCAGUUUUAAUUCGGGGAACUUGGAAAUUGUGGUCAAUGAAGUAUACAAAGCUUUUUCAUGUUAAUUUCAAAAUUAUAAUUCAACUUCAUUUAUUUGGAUUUAUGUUGCACUGUUCUGGAAGAAUUUUUUUGCAUUCUAUAGAUUUGUUUAAUUACACAACUCAAGAUAACCCGUGUGAUAUGGUUCCAAAUAUUUAUAGGUGUUUUGUUUUACGGUUAAUGUACAACACAGGUCUUUGGAUAACUAAUUCAACAGCUGUAUCGUUAAUAAUUGAACGAUGUUUGGCAACAAAAAGAAGAGCAACUUAUGAGAAAGAAUCAGUCAAAAUGGGAAUAUGUUUGGUUUUUUUCCAGUUUGCUAUCACAUCAAUUCCACUUUGCAUUUUAUACUCGAAAGUUCAGUUCGAAGGAGUCGUUAUGUAUUUGUGUGUCACAGCCCAAGCCAAUAUCCCGUACGUAGGUCAAAUAAGUGCAGUGGUCGGUUUCAUGUUCCAAUUAUCUACCCGAAUCUCCUUCCAUUACCUCUACAAACAAAAUAAACGCUGUAGACAUAACGAAGUUCACCAUUCAACGCUUUCAAAACGAUAUCAACUUGAACAAAAUAUCAGCUCAAUUCACUGUCUAAAAACGUUUGCUGGUGUUUCAACUAUGUUCAUAGUUAUGAGUAACGUAAUCUACAUUAUAUUAAUGUUCCACGCAAAAAAUCUAAAUCCGUAUCAGUACUUUGUGAGUUUGGCAUUUCCUUUGUAUGCUAUCUCAAUAAUUGUUUUAUCAAAGUCCAUGAAUCAGAUCCGAAAUCAGGUCGGAAUGCAAUUAAUUGCUCAUUUAAAAACUCAGAAUCUGCAGUACCUGGAUAAUUUCAAGCAACAAAUCGCAUAG
This is a messenger RNA of Caenorhabditis elegans, 978 nucleotides long. NCBI's taxonomy places the organism in Eukaryota, Metazoa, Nematoda, Chromadorea, Rhabditida, Rhabditidae. The record is from the annotation of a RefSeq genome assembly.